Messenger RNA from Psylliodes chrysocephalus, 987 nucleotides. The record is from the annotation of a GenBank genome assembly. NCBI's taxonomy places the organism in Eukaryota, Metazoa, Arthropoda, Insecta, Coleoptera, Chrysomelidae.
AUGCAAAUAUCGGAAGCAGAAAAAAGUCCCGAAAAUCUCAAACAAGCAACUGAAAAGGGAAAAAAGAUAGUUAGAAAAUUCAAUGACAGAGAUUCUCUUUUAAAAAAAUUUAAAAGGCCAUGCAAUCACGAUGGUAACAGUUUUAGAUGUAACAGAAUUAAGCGAAGUGAUAUUAAAUUUAUCAAGAAUCAGCUCUAUGCUACUUCAAAUAAAUUAGAGCAGAACACAAUAUUGAGUUAUAUGAUUACUAUUGGUCCUAUCGAGAGAAAAAGGUCUGUUAAACCAAAUCCACGAGCAAGAAACUUUAGUACUAUGUUUCACAUGAAACCCGAACAUUCAAAAAGGCGCAAUCGAGUGUGUUUAAAGUUUUUUAGGGCAGCCUUGGGCAUCACGAAGGAUAGAGUCAAUCGUUUGUGUAAGAAAAUUGAGGCAUGUGUUUCCCUGAAAGAUAGGAGAGGUGGCGAUAAAGUAUCGUAUAAGUCCCACGAUAAGAAACAGAAAAUUAUUGAGUUUAUAGGUAACUUAAAAGGCCGAGAAAGUCAUUACAAUAGGUUAAAAUCUAAAAGAAUAUAUUUGGCCCCUGAACUGAGUAUCGCCAAGUUGCAUAAAAUGUACAACUCUCAAUGUAAUAAUCCUACUGACCAUUGCAGUCUUACAAUGUUUAAAGUUAUUUUUCGAACAAAAUUCAAUAUUGGAUUUUCUUCACCAGCAUCGGAUUUCUGUGCUUUUUGUACCAGAAUGAGACACAAAAUUAAAAUUGAGAAAGAUGCUAACAAAAAGAACGAUUUAAUGAUACAACUGCGUAUCCAUCAAAAAAGAGCCAACGCUUUUUAUAAACUGACCAAACAGACGCCCUUAGAAUCACUGUCCUUCUGUUUCGACAUGCAGCAAGUGCAGCCUCUACCAAAAACUCCAAUAAAUGAUGCAUUUUAUGCACAGCAAAUUAGUUUUUAUAUAUUUUUCUGUGUUGAUAUGAAAGCAAAAUAA